AUGGCGCAACUAUCAGUAGAAACACAGGGAAUCUACUGGGGUAUACCUACUUACCCCUCGACUGUGAAAGGUUUGAAGGCACUGGUUUUCGGUGCUAACGGCAUCUCUGGUAACUACAUGGUGCGAGCUCUCUCUCGCUCUCCAGAGAGAUGGAGCCAAGUCGUGGCGUUGUCUCGACGUCCUCCAUCUGCAAGUCAACGUUCUUCCGAGAACGUUAGGCACGUCCAAGCAGAUCUUCUACAAGAGCCAAAGGACCUCGCUCAGAUAUUGAAAAAUGAACAUAUUCAAGCCGACGUUGUGUUCUUUUUCGCAUAUAUGCAACCGACCCCAAAAGAAGGGGCCUCGUUAUGGUCCAACGCCGAAGAACUUUGCAAAGUCAAUGGUCAACUACUUCAAAAUUGUUUCCAGGCUCUUGACUUGGCAUCUAUUCGACCAAAACGAUUCCUGCUUCAAACUGGUGCAAAAUACUACGGUGGUGGCCUUGCUCUGCCUGCAAUAGAGUCUGAUCCACGAGUUCCAGAACCUAAUUUCUACUAUGUCCAAGAAGAUCUUUUGUCUGAAUACUCUCGCAGAACUGGGGUCGAAUGGAAUGUCGUACGACCUGCAUUCAUUAUAGGUGCAGUGGAAGACGCCGCUAUGAACUCGGUCUACCCAUUAGCGGUGUACGCAGCCGUGCAAAAACACAAAGGAGAAAAACUUAUUUGGCCUGGUGACGUGGCCGCCUGGGAGAGGGAAGUGAUCCAGUCGAGUGCAUGGCUCAAUAGUUACUUGUCCGAAUUCUUGACUCUGCACGAAGAUGCUAAAAACCAGGCGUUUAACGCUGCAGAUGCUUGUUAUUUCACCUACGGCAGGCUAUGGUUGGAGCUGGCAGGUUGGUAUGGCAUCGAUUAUACGUUACCAGAAGUUGGCACCGAAGGAUUUCAAGAGGUUCCGAUGGGAUUUAAGAAAAACUUGAGCAUUGCUCCGAUGCCAAUCCUCAGAUUCAAAUUCAGCUUUGUUCAGUGGGCUGAGAGACCUGAGAACAAAACAGCCUGGAAAGAACUCAUGGAGAUACACGGCUUGAGAGGCAACCCGUUUGGAGAGAGCCUGCAACGAAUUUUCGAAUUUUUGGACUUUGCUGUCUUGCCUCCAUUCUCUCUUACGUUGAGUGUGACAAAAGCAAGAAAGCUUGGUUGGAAUGGAUAUGUUGAUCCGAUCUUAUCUCAUCGGGAGGUCAUUGAGGAAUUUGCCGCCAUGAAAAUGAUCCCACCAUUAAAUUAG
Molecule: messenger RNA, 1260 nt
Organism: Exophiala xenobiotica
Lineage: Eukaryota; Fungi; Ascomycota; Eurotiomycetes; Chaetothyriales; Herpotrichiellaceae
Exons: 4
Coding region: 1-1260 (419 amino acids)
Source: RefSeq, a predicted model, not a curated record